Molecule: messenger RNA, 522 nt
Organism: Musca domestica (house fly)
Lineage: Eukaryota; Metazoa; Arthropoda; Insecta; Diptera; Muscidae
Exons: 3
Coding region: 1-522 (173 amino acids)
Source: RefSeq, a predicted model, not a curated record
AUGCUGAAUGAAGCGGCCAGGCAAAAGGCCAGAACCCUGAUAUUUGAAGAUGUGCAACUAACCUACAACAAGGAUUACUUUAAGGAUUAUCGCUUGGAACUGACCAAAGAUCGCCAAGCUUUGAAUUGUGAGAUGAUAUUAGUUAAAAAUGUUACCCAGCCUGUGUGGACUAAGUUGACGAUUGAAAUGCAAUCGAAAAAGGACAAUAGUUACAGAUCGUUAUUCAGUUAUGAAUUCAAUAUGUGUGAUAUUCUCGGUUUUACCGGAAGCAGCAGUUCCACGAACAUAUUUAUUUUGUGGCUACAAAAUUUUCUCAAGUACAGUAAGCUGCCGAAAUCGUGUCCGAUUAUGACGGGCACCUAUGGCUGGGAUCAUUUCAAGGUGGAAAGGAACAGCAUACCCCCAUUUGCCAUGACUGGUACAUAUCGCAUAAAUGUUACAAAAUAUUUGAAAACGAACAGCGGCCCAGUACAAAUGAGCGAUACAAAAUUGAGGGUGGCCCUUCGAUUGAAAAACAUUUGA